Messenger RNA from Saccostrea cuccullata (small rock oyster), 3030 nucleotides. RefSeq lists its product as uncharacterized. Lineage: Eukaryota; Metazoa; Mollusca; Bivalvia; Ostreida; Ostreidae. The record is from RefSeq and is a predicted model, not a curated record. The transcript is spliced from 29 exons. Bases 41 to 2983 code for a protein of 980 amino acids.
AGUAAAUUCUGCGUCGAUACGAGAUACAUAUUCCGGUAAAAUGUCUUCUGUUAGCUUUUUAGCUGUUAGCCUUCUUUUCUACGUUACCUGUCUCCUACUGGAAUCUUUUGUUUCUGCUAAAACCCCACACAUCCUCUUUAUUGUGGCAGAUGAUUAUGGAUGGAAUGACGUUGGUUUCCGGAAUCCUGAUGUUAUCACACCAAACAUUGACAAACUGGCACACAGCGGCAUGAUCUUACAGUCUUCCUAUGUAAUGCCCGUCUGUACGCCGUCGAGGAACUCGUUCAUGACUGGUCACUACGCCUACAAGUCCGGCCUCCAGCACAUUGUCAUUCUUCCCCCACAGGCAACUUGUUCUCCACUGAAUUAUACAUUUCUACCACAGAAACUUAAAGAAUUAGGAUAUGCUACCCAUGCCAUUGGAAAGUGGCAUCUAGGAUUUUGUAAGUGGGAGUGUACGCCGACCUAUAGAGGGUUUGACACUUUCUAUGGUUUUUAUAAUGGGGCGGAAGAUUACUACGAGCUGAAUGUUGUCGGUGGUAAGGACUUCCGGGACAACAAAACACCUGUAAAUGCCACGGGAGAAUAUUCAACGCACAUGUAUGCCCGCCGAGCCCAGUCUAUCAUUAUGGAUCAUGACAUGACUAAGCCUAUGUAUAUGUAUCUGCCGUUCCAAGCUGUACAUCCACCUCUUCAGGUUCCAGAGCGUUAUAGUGACAUGUACCCGAACGUGAAAACAGAGUCACGCAAAACCUACUUAGGCAUGGUGACAGCUAUGGAUGAAGCAAUAGGAAACAUAACUAAUGCAUUGAAAGCUAAAGGGAUGUUCAACGAUACUCUUAUCAUAUUUACUGCGGAUAACGGCGGCUGGGUGACAAAUGCCGGAAAUAAUUACCCACUAAGGGGUGGUAAGACUACCUUAUUCGAAGGGGGAACAAGAGCCACAGCAUUUAUAUCCGGGGCAGGCAUACAGAAAACCAACACUGUUUAUAACGGCAUUAUACAUGCAGUGGACUGGAUGCCUACUGUUCUCAGUGCAGCCGGAGGGAAACCAGAUCCAUCUCUAGACGGAAUCGAUCAGUGGGAUAGUCUAAGAACAGGACGGGAGUCAAAAAGAACCGAAUUCAUAUACAACAUCGAUGAUAAGAAACCGGAGAACUGUGGCCAUGCUGCCAUUAGGAUUGGGGAUUACAAAUUAAUAGAUGGCUAUCCAGGGCAAUUUCAAGGCUGGUACAAGCCUGAUCAAGUGGUAAACCAAAAUCAAAUUGAUGCAGCAGCUCACAACGAAUCGUCCUUCGCUGACACAAUGAUGCUUUUCAACUUAAAAGAUGAUCCAAAUGAACGCGUGGAUUUGUCCAAAAAGCUCCCGGAUGUGGUAUCUAAGUUGAAAUCGAGGCUUGACGAUUAUCACAAACAAAUUGUCCCUGCAAAUUACCCACCUUUUUCCAAAGCUUCAGCUCCAAGCAAUUAUGGUGGAUUUUGGUCUCCAGGAUGCUCUCUAUUGUUCGAUGAUUCCAUGCAUACACAUUCCGGUAGAAUGUCUAUUACUAGCCUUCUGCUCUGUGUUACCUGUGUUCAUCUAGGAACUUCGGUUUUUGCUAAAGCCCCACACAUCCUCUUCAUAGUGGCAGAUGACUAUGGAUGGAAUGAUGUCGGUUUCCGGAAUCCUGACGUCAUCACGCCAAACAUUGACAAACUGGCGCACAGCGGCAUGAUCUUACAGUCUUCCUAUGUAAUGCCCGUCUGUACACCGUCGAGGAACUCGUUCAUGACUGGUCACUACGCCUACAAGUCCGGCCUCCAGCACCUUGUUAUUCUUCCCGAGCAGGCUACUUGUUCUCCCUCGAAUUACACAUUUUUACCACAGAAGCUUAAACAACUGGGGUACACUACCCACGCCAUUGGAAAGUGGCAUCUAGGAUUUUGUAAGUGGGAGUGCACGCCGACUUAUAGAGGGUUUGACACGUUCUAUGGUUAUUACAAUGGAGCGGAAGAUUAUUACCAGCUUAAUGUUGCCGGUGGUAAGGACUUCCGGGACAAUAAAACACCUGUUAAUGCCACGGGAGAAUACUCCGCGCACAUGUAUGCCCGGCGAGCCCAGUCUAUCAUUAUGGAUCAUGACAUGACUAAGCCUAUGUAUAUGUAUCUGCCGUUCCAAUCUGUACACGAACCUCUGCAGGUCCCAGCUCGUUAUAGUGCCAUGUACCCAAAAGUGAAAACAGAGUCACGCAAAACCUACCUAGGCAUGGUGACAGCAAUGGAUGAAGCAAUAGGAAACGUAACUGAUGCCUUAAAAGCUAAAGGGAUGUUCAACGAUACACUUAUUAUAUUUACUGCAGACAAUGGUGGCUGGGUGACAUUUGCCGGAAAUAACUACCCACUAAGGGGAGGUAAGGCCACGGUUUUCGAAGGGGGAACAAGAGCCACCGCAUUUAUAUCCGGGGCCGGCAUACAGAAAACCAACACUGUUUAUAACGGCAUUAUACAUGCAGUGGACUGGAUGCCUACUGUUCUCAGUGCAGCCGGAGGAACACCAGACCCAACUCUAGACGGAAUAGAUCAGUGGGAUAGUCUAAGAACAGGAGGGGAGUCGAAAAGAACCGAAUUUAUAUACAACAUUGAUGAUUUGAAACCGGAGGUCUGUGGCCAUGCUGCUAUAAGGAUUGGAGAUUACAAAUUAAUAGAUGGCUAUCCAGGUCUCUAUCAGGGCUGGUACAAGCCUGAUCAAGUGGUAAAAGAAAAUUAUAACGAUGCACCAGCGAACGUCACAUGGCCUUUUAGUGACAAAAUGAUGCUUUUUAAUUUAAAAGAUGAUCCAAAUGAACACGUGGAUUUGUCAAAAAAGCUCCCUGAUGUGGUAUCUAAAUUGAAAUCGAGGCUUGAAGAGUAUCACAAACUAAUGGUACCUGCUAAUUUUCCAUCUAAUACUAAAUCUGCAGCGCCAACGAAUUAUGAUGGAUUUUGGACUCCGGGGUGGUGCUAAUUAUUGAAUAACAACAUUUUGAUUUGUAAAAAGGGUUAUACUGACAG